Messenger RNA from Aspergillus saccharolyticus JOP 1030-1, 1857 nucleotides. RefSeq names its product alpha-mannosyltransferase. Gene Ontology annotation, molecular function: alpha-1,2-mannosyltransferase activity. The record is from RefSeq and is a predicted model, not a curated record. The transcript has a single exon. Gene Ontology annotation, cellular component: Golgi apparatus. Lineage: Eukaryota; Fungi; Ascomycota; Eurotiomycetes; Eurotiales; Aspergillaceae. The coding region runs from base 219 to 1697 and encodes 492 amino acids. Gene Ontology annotation, biological process: mannan biosynthetic process.
UCCUUAAGCUUGAACCCCUAAAUUCGAAGAUCGCCUAUCAUGCUGACGUAUGCUUGAUCACACCGUCCAAAGUUUCUACUGCUCCUUUCUCGUCAGUUUCCCGGACGAACCGGACAAAACUCCUGGAUCGACGUGACUACAUCCGAUCAAGACAUCGAUAGGCUCCGUGAAGCCGGGUCAGUGAAGCUAUCAGCUAAGGCGCAGUCUCAGAGACAACGAUGCCGAUCCUUCGACCGGGUAGACUACGGUCUUUCAUCACGGCCACGGGCGCCAUACUCCUCAUUUGCACUGUCUAUGUGUAUUGGACGCCUCCUCCGGCCUCGGUAGUUCCCAGCACAGUCUUCGAAGUCCCUCUAGUCGAACGUCAGAAUGCCUUCUGGAAGGUCUUGAAACCUAUCCUUGAAGCGAACGGGCCCAACUGCCCCUCGCCUGGUCGCAUAGGCGAUUCCGGCGCCGUGGGCUUCGAUGCCACCACAACCGACCCUCGUCCCGACGUGACAACCUUGGAUGAAAAGGAUCUACACGCUAUGGAGGAGGCGCAUGCGAGAUACAUCGAGGCGUGUCGAACAUCCGAGAAGUUGCGACCCGUCCACUCUCCCGGAACUCGAGGAGUGGUUUCUACGGCUGGAGGGACCUACUUCCCCGUGUUCCUGUCGUCUCUACGAAUGCUUCGGCGCUUGGGCUCGACUUUGCCGGUGGAAGUUUACAUGAAGGACACCGAUGAGUAUGAAAAGCAGAUCUGUGACGACAUCCUUCCCGACCUGGGCGCACGGUGCUUGGUUCUCUCCGACGUGGUCGGUAAAAAUGCUAUCGAACAUUACCAGCUGAAGAUCUUCGCGGUUCUCUUCUCCUCCUUCGAGGAGGUCAUCUGGAUGGACGCGGACUGCUUUCCGCUGACCAAGCCCGAGAUCCUGCUCGACGCGGAACCCUUCAAAUCCGCCGGUCUGGUGACCUGGCCGGACUUCUGGGCGUCCACCGCCUCCCCGCUGUACUACAACAUCUCCCGCCAGGAGAUGCCCCCGAUGUCGGCGCGCGCCUCCUCGGAGGCCGGAGCCUUCCUCGUCUCGAAGAAGACCCAUCAGAUGACCCUGCUCCUCUCCGCAUACUACAACUACUACGGCCCGUCGCACUACUUCCGGCUCCUGUCGCAGGGCGCUCCCGGCGAGGGCGACAAGGAGACCUUCGUGCAAGCGGCUGCGGCCGUGGGCGAGCCGUUCUACGCGGUCAGCGAGCGCGUUCAGGCGGUAGGCCACGCCAAACCAGGCGGCGGGAUCUCCGGCUCGGCGAUGGUGCAGACGGACCCGAUCGAGGACCACGCCCUGACGAGCGCGGGCAAGUGGCGCGUGCAGGACCCCUCAGUUGCCCCCGCCCCGCACGCCUUCUUCAUCCACGCCAACUACCCCAAGUUCAACCCGGGCGAGAAAGUGUUCGGUAUGAAGUGGGAGACGGCGCCCACGCUCCGCGCCGAUGGGUCCGACGGCCGCGCCUGGGUCGUGCCUGAGGAGACCGUGCGGCGGUUCGGCUACGACGUCGAGCGCGCGUACUGGGCCGAGAUCAAGAACAUCAGCUGCGACCCCGCGAUCAGCUUCUGGACCUGGGAGCGCAAAGACGAAAUCUGCGAGAAGGUCGAAGGGUAUUGGGGCAAUGUGUUUGCGGAGCCGCAUGAUGAUGAUCCCAAGUUCGGCGAUGAGAGCUGAGUUUAUUUUUUCUUUUCCAAAUCUUCCCUGUUUUUUUACUCUUUUCUUCGUUGUUGCGUAUUGAUACCACACAUCACACACACACACACACACACACACACACACACACACACACACACACACACACAUUUGUUUUGAUUUCAUUUCGCAUGACGGUAUG